This is a messenger RNA of Ictidomys tridecemlineatus (thirteen-lined ground squirrel), 2209 nucleotides long. The record is from RefSeq and is a predicted model, not a curated record. NCBI's taxonomy places the organism in Eukaryota, Metazoa, Chordata, Mammalia, Rodentia, Sciuridae.
AAGUGCAGGAGCCACAUUCUGCUGUGGUUCUUUCCUUCUGCUUCCACACUGGGCUCAUUACGCUAGAUAGAACAGAGACUUGCCUCACCUCUUGCUUUCUGUGCUGACUCCAGAACACAGUGUGUGUUCUGGGAGAGGACAGCUCUGUGCUUGUAUUAGUUGCCGUGUUGUGGGCUCCACAAUCUCAGCAUUUUCUGCUGUUCCUGUGGAUUUAUUUGAUGCCAGAAAUCUCUUUGACCUUCCACAGUUAACUAUCAUGGAUCAGUCCAUCGUAGACUUCCUGAAGAAUUCAUCGAUAAAGAAUUUUCAGCAUUUGGCUAACGACUUUAUGCCUCACUACUCCACAUUAAUUAGUAAGGUAGGAGGCAUCCUCUCUCCAGAAACCCUCAGUAAUAUUCAAAAAGACCUUCAGGAAGGGAAGCUAAAUGAUGCAGUGGACAAGAUUCAGGAAUCACUUGCUGCAGCAGAAAAUUGUAUUCUGGAGGUGGCUGUAAUAGGGGAGUCUGGGACUGGCAAGUCCAGUUUCAUCAAUGCCCUGCGAGGGGUUAGUUCUGAAGAGGAGGGAGCAGCUAACACUGGAGUUGUAGAGACCACCAUGGAGAAGACCCCCUAUCAACAUCCAAAAUAUCCCAAGGUGACCUUCUGGGACCUGCCUGGAACAGGGACUCCCAAUUUCCUUCCAGACACUUAUCUAGAAACUGUGGGAUUUACUAGCUAUGACUUCUUUAUCAUCAUUUCCUCCUCCCGGUUCAGCUUCAAUGAUGCUCUCCUGGCUCAGAAAAUCAAAGAGGAGGGGAAGAAGUUUUACUUUGUUAGAACCAAAGUGGACAGUGAUUUAUAUAAUGAAGAGGUAACCAAACCGAAGUCCUUCAAAAGGGAGAGAGUCCUUCAGCAGAUUCGAGACAACUGUCUGGCUAAUCUCAGUAACAUUGGAGUACCUGAACCAUGCAUCUUCCUAGUCUCUAAUUUUAACUUGGAUAAUUUUGAUUUCCCAAGACUACAGGAGACUCUGCUGAAGGAUCUCCCUGCUCACAAGCGUCAUAUCUUUGCACUUCUGUUGCCCACUUUUUCUGAGGCUUCUAUUGAAAUAAAGAGAGAUUUUCUCAAGGAGAAGAUCUGGUUGGAUGCUGUGAAGUCAGCAUCUUUGGCCUUUGUCCCCUUCAUGCCCAUUAUCUAUGGCUUUGAUUUGCCUGAACAAGAGAAGUGCUUGAAGGAUUACCGACAACAUUUUGGUCUUGAUGAUAUGUCAAUUGAAGAAAUUGCUGAAAAGUUGGGCACUUCUAUACAGGGCAUCAAGACAUACAUCAAGUCCUUGGAUUUCUGGCAACUUGUGAAGGAUGAUAGUAUAGCAGCAAAGGCGAGGAGCUGUGCUGAGUGCUGCUGUUCAGUGAAUGGAGGUGCCAUAUCUGCUGUCUUCCAACUUCUAAAAGUCUACUUUUUACAUUUGAAAUUCCUUGAUACUGUGGCUAAUGAUGCUAAAAUUCUCUUGCAUAAGACUUCAAAAAGGGCUGGGGAUAUGGCUUAGCGGUAGUGCAUGUGGCCCGGGUUCGAUCCUCAGCACCACAUACAAAGACGUUGUGUCUGCCGAUAACUAUAAAAUAAUUUUUUUUAAAAAAGACUUUAAAAAUUCAAGUCUGAGAGGAUGAAACAGAAGUAGCACUGAGGUAGGAGAAAUUUUUAAAAAUAAUUAAAUAGGCACAAAGGAGACAUAAAGAAAGAAAAAUAAAUUUUAAUUCAGAAGUUCCAUAUACAUUUCCGGGCCUAUCACUACCCAAGCCAGUAUGUUUCAAACAGCCAGGUCUGCUACUCCAAAAAUCCUGGGAAACAUGUAAAUCUACCUUUUUCACUGUUAAUUACCCACACCAACAAAUAGAUUAAAUAAAGAGAAAUAUGAUAUUUUGAGAGACCUGUAAUUUAGAGGGACUUUCCACCUCUGUUGACAAGAUAAUAAAGACUCAUCAGCCCAAGGAUCCUGAGAUUGACCAGACUACCAUAAAACAUCUUGAGAUCACCAGACUGAUAUCAUUUCUACAAAUCCUUUUAUACCCACCUCUCACCAAGUUUCCUUUAAAAGAAGAGUCAGGAACCCUAAAAAUGUGUCUCUUGUUCUCAAGAUGGCCUUCAUUCUCUUUUAAAUCUAUAUUUCUUGUUCAUGUCAAGAAACACAUAUUGUUUCUUGAAUGUACCAUUUCUCUCUCUCUCUCUCUCU